Messenger RNA from Zasmidium cellare ATCC 36951, 717 nucleotides. RefSeq lists its product as uncharacterized. The record is from RefSeq and is a predicted model, not a curated record. NCBI's taxonomy places the organism in Eukaryota, Fungi, Ascomycota, Dothideomycetes, Mycosphaerellales, Mycosphaerellaceae. Bases 1 to 717 code for a protein of 238 amino acids. The transcript has a single exon.
AUGUCAGACAAGACGUACCUCCGGGAUUCAUGCGGUCCUCGUGCCGUCGAUUCCGGCCACAGAUCAGACAAGAGUCGCAGCGACAGUCGACGCCAACGAAACGGUGACGAGAAGCCGAAGUCGAAGCACAGCUCCUCGAGACGAUCAUCGAAAUCGGAAUCUAGCCAUCGAAGGAAGUCGUCGACGGGGUCUUGCGUUACCAGCAACAUCCCAGAACGACCGACGUUCGAACUCGACGUCAUCGGGCAACCGCAGCGAAGCAUUAUCUUUGGCUCGACCGUUGAAACAUCAGUCAUGGUCAGCCUGAAGGUGCCAUCUCCAGACAUGGUAGCUCAAUACCGGAGUCUCGAUACCUCGCGCUUGAUGGCAGUCAUUUCAUUGGUUGCCGACACUCGUGGCGGCGAGAGAAUGCCGAUCGAAUGCGGUACAUUGACUGGCCAGAAGAUGUUCGACACCGUCCACCCGGUCCCUGUAGAGUGUGCAGAAAGCCUGGCUCGCAGCCAACCAUGUCGACUCACGCUGGGCUACUUCUCCUUUCCUGCCCUGCUCAUACGACAGCCAGGGACAUACCGACUUCGAAUUACUUUAAUCAAGAUGAGCAGCGCUGGCGCCUCAUCUGGCGGAUCAAGCAUCGUGGCGGCCGACAGCGACUCGAUCAAAGUCGAGCGACGAACGACAGGCUCUGGUGGUAAUCCUCGCAAGCAUCAGAGGAGUUAG